This is a messenger RNA of Podarcis raffonei (Aeolian wall lizard), 4254 nucleotides long. Its product is annotated as zinc finger protein 883-like. The record is from RefSeq and is a predicted model, not a curated record. Gene Ontology annotation, molecular function: DNA-binding transcription repressor activity, RNA polymerase II-specific. NCBI's taxonomy places the organism in Eukaryota, Metazoa, Chordata, Lepidosauria, Squamata, Lacertidae. The transcript is spliced from 6 exons. Gene Ontology annotation, biological process: negative regulation of transcription by RNA polymerase II. The coding region runs from base 872 to 2752 and encodes 626 amino acids.
CGUAGGAUUGUUUUGUAAGCGUUCCUGGUGGCAUUCUCGUGGUCGGUUUUUGGAGCCUGCAUCAUCAAUUAGUCACUGUUUCGAGCACUAAGAGAAAAGAGACAAUGUUGACAAAAGGGAUUGUGCGAUCUGGUCUAAAAAUGGGCACAUCCACUGCCUUCUUAACUUGGUGUCUCUGAGCCUGCAGCAAGGCGUUUCUCCUAGACCAGAUUAUGAAGGGUUAAAUAGGUUGAUCUUUCUGGGUCCUAGAGCCCCUCCAUAUCUUUAGAGACAGGGGGAAGGAAUAAGGUACGGAGCUUCCUCUCUCACACAAACAGUCAGCUCUUGGGUUUUUUUUUCUUUUCUUCCCAGCAGUAGCAAAAGCAGCAGAUCGAGACAGUAGAAGCCCCCAAGACGGGCAAAGCAGCAGAGCCACUCUGGGCAGCUCCCAACAGAUUAAAAGCAGAAUAAAACAUCAUAUGCAUGACUACUGAGAAGCAAGCCUCACUGAGUUCAGUGAGACUUAUCCCAGCUAUGUGUUCUGCUGCCCCAUUGCUCAAGUGGAGAUUAGGGUACCAGAUCCAGAUGCAGCAUCCUGAGGAUCGGCUGUGAAGAUAGAUCUGAAAGUAUGUGAACAAUGGCAGAAGACACGCAGAAGUCAGAAUGAAAGGUUCUUAGUGCCUUAGAUGGGAAUUUUGCUGUGCUCUUGAUGGUAGUAGCACUGUUGAUGAUAAGCCCUGUUCUGUUGAACACAGUCCUGCCAAUUUUGGCAUGGGAGUUGAGGAGCUGAGAGCAGCGUCAAGGCCAAUGCCAAGGAGACAAAAUGGCUGCAGUUGAAGGGAAGCAAUAACACUACAGCUCUAACUGCCUUUGAGAGCAACCAGAGGGAAGAAUGGAGGAGCCAAACCCAGGACAUCCUGAACUGGGGGAAGGGGUAGGCAAGUCUCCUCGGGCUGUUCAGGCUGGGGCAAUCAGUGAAUUUCUGAGGUGGGCCACACCACACCAUGGUAGGGUUGACAGACAGGAGGGAAUGCGUCCUCAUGGAGAAGCCCAGUGGCAAGAAAUCCUCAAAACGGUACAGUCCUCUCACUCAGGUUGGGCAACUUCCCAGCUGCCAGAGUUGCCGCCUUGGGAUGACCUGUCUACAUUCGAGCGGGUGGUCGAUGCCUGCCAGUGGCCACGAGGAGAGGGCAUGGCCAAACUCGUGCCGAAUCUCGCCAGAGAAGCACAGCAGGCCUUCAAUAGCCUAGAAACAAGAGAAAGAGGAGACUACGGGAAGGUGAAAGUUGCCAUCCUGCGGGAGGACUUUGUGAACGUGGAGGCCCAGCGCCAGCACUUCCGCCAGUUCCGCUACCAGGAGACCGAGGGGCCCCGGGAAGCCUGCAGCCGGUUGCGGGAGCUGUGCCAUCGCUGGCUGGAGCCGGAAAGCCGGACGAAGGAGCAGAUCCUGGAGCUGCUGAUCCUGGAGCAGUUCUUGACGAUUCUGCCGAAGGAAAUCCAGAUUCGAGUCCGAGAGCGCGGGCCGGAGACCUGCGCCCAGGCAGUGGCCCUGGCAGAGGGAUUCCUUCUGAGGCAGCAGGAGGGGGUGAAGCGGGGACAACAGGUAUUGGGAACAGCCCAAGAAGGGCCUGCAAAUUGCUCUGAAGCUCAUUGGCCUCUGGUCAACACCAGGCAAAGGCAAACCUAUAAGGAAGUCAGACAGCAGGACAAUGGGAAUGCCAGCUCCUCCGGUGCCAAGUUUUUGGGAAGAGCUGGAGAGUAUUUCCAGUGUCCGGACUGUGGGAAAAGGUUUAGGGGAGAGGAGGAACUCCAAGCUCAUGGCGGUAUCCACAGGAAGGACCGACCUCAUGCCUGUGCUCAGUGUGGGAAAAGAUUCACCCGCCCGUCGGGCCUAGCCAAACAUUUGAAAACUCAUUCUGGGGAGAAACCUUACCACUGUGCUCAGUGUCCAAAAAGCUUUAUUCAGAUGUCGCACCUCACCAGACACCAGAGAAUCCAUACUGGGGAGAAACCCCACCCUUGUGCUGCAUGUGGGAAGCGCUUCAACUGCCCGUCGGACUUGGCCAAGCACCAGCACAUCCACACGGGUGAGAAACCCUUCCGUUGUGCCGAGUGCGGGGCAAGAUUUAACCAGUUCUCGCAUCUCACAAGACAUCAGAGAAUUCACACAGGAGAGAAGCCCCACGCCUGUACAGAGUGUGGCGAAACCUUUAGCCAGCGAGCGCAUCUUAUCAGCCACCAGAGAAUCCACACGGGGGAGAGGCCCUACCGCUGCACUUAUUGCCAAAAAUGUUUUAGCCACCUCUCAGCUCUUACAGUACACAAGAGAAUCCACAUGGGACAAAGACCUUACGGCUGCCCUGAAUGUGGGAAAAGAUUCAUUGCCUCAUCUGCCCUAACCAGGCACCAGAGGACCCACUCAGAAGAAAGGCCCCACACCUGUGAUGAGUGUGGCAGGAGGUUCAACCAGCUCUCUCAUCUCCACAGGCACCGACGGACCCAUUCAGGUGAGAGGCCCCACAGCUGUGCAGAGUGCGGGAAAAGAUUCAACCAGCUCUCAUCUCUCACCAGACACCAGAAAAUUCACACAGGGGAGAAGCCUUAUCCCUGUGACGAGUGUGAGAGGAGGUUCGUUCGGCUGGCUGACCUCAUUAUUCACCAGAGAAUCCAUACGGGAGAGAAGCCGUACCGCUGCACCGAAUGUGGGAGGAGGUUCCGGCAGAGACAAACGCUCGUCAAGCACCAGAGACUUCAUCCAAUAGUGAAUUCAUAAUCUGUUAACAUGAAGCAAAGCAAAGCCUUUCCUGCUUUUGGGUUUAUAUCCAAGCAAUUGACAGUAUAAAACUGGAUUUUUUUAAAAAAAAAGAAGAAAGAUGAGGGAAGACAUUUAAUUCCAGCAUCCCAGUUUCCCCUGUUACUUUAUCUACUUCCUCUCUCUAUUCCUCCCAAGGAAACGGAUGCAAUAGUUUAUAAAGCCUUGUUAAAAGAGGAUCUUCCGGUAGAAUUCUCCCCCAGGCACAAAAUAAAUUAAAAUUAAAAAGACAGGCAUGCAUGCUGGAAAUGGAAGCUGUUGGAUUCGGAAGCUACCUUCUGCAGUGUUCCAGUGUUGUGCAGACAUUUGGAUGAAAUCAACAGUAUGUUAUAGGCAUGAUGAAGAUACUUUAGUGUUGGGGAGAAUGGAUUUCUCCUUAAAGAAUUGGAAAUAUAGAGAUCAAAGGGGUUGAAUGAUCUGAGCCAACUCUUUCAGCAUAGAUUUUCUGGUACUAAGAUGAGCAUCUUCUUUUGUUAGCACCAUUUUGUCCCUCGACCAUCCCCCCUUGCCUUCUUAAUACUAUGAGGAAUGCCACACCAUCUCAAUUGCUGCUCAGUUGUUGAUUUCAGGCAAAUCUUUUCCUCCAGCUUAGAUGGAACUUCUGUUUUUAUUUAUGUAUUCCUUUGAAUGUAACAAAGGGCCUUACUGUCUAAAUCAACAACCCUCGGGUGGGUCAUUAUCACUCCCACUUUUCCAGAUGAAGGGGCUGAAAUAGACAAAGCCUCAUGCCCAAGACCAUAGAAGGGAAUUCAUGGUGGAUCUAGAAUUUGAAUCGGGACACUCCAAAAGGUGACUGGCUCUCUGCAUAUAUUACAUUGUACCAGCUCACAUUCCCUCCCUCCCUAUUUUCUCAUCGCACCCUUAGCAGAAGUAAACAAGAGAAGAAAACAGAGACAUGGCACCUUCACAGAAUUGUGAUCUUUACUUGUUAUGUAAAUUUCUGUGGUUCCUGUUUUCCAGAUGAGAAACUGUCUGAGACAGAAUGGUUUGUCCAAGGUCUCCCAUUGAGGCAUGGCAGAGUCAGAGCUCGAGAACAGGUCAUGCUUGCUUUCUCGAUCCAUCUUCAUAGGUUUUAGCUUGGAGACGUCAGAAUAGAAUUAAGGUCUUCUCCAAGGUGUCAGUAUUUUGCAGGAGGGGUUCAAGUGUGUAUUAAAAAUUUACUUCUUUGUGCAUCCCCUGCCAAAAAAAACCCCCAACAGACUGUUUGCAUUUAGAAAGGUGAUGGGCAAGUGCACUGAAAUGAGUAGUAUGAACAAAUGAUGAAUGGGAAGGUGUAUACCUGCUGUGAAAGCAAAUCAGGAUGAAUUUAGGAUGAGUGCUCAUUGUUGUAUAACCACCCUGCAAACCAAUCAAAAUGAAUGCUGAAUAAGGAUUGGGCAUAGUCUAACCUCCCUGUAAGCCUUGUGGAAGCAAAUCAUGAUGAAUACUCAAUAAACACAUCAUCUGGAGGAGCCCCAGAUUUA